Messenger RNA from Penicillium taxi, 768 nucleotides. Its product is annotated as Smr domain-containing protein. The record is from RefSeq and is a predicted model, not a curated record. The transcript has 4 exons. Lineage: Eukaryota; Fungi; Ascomycota; Eurotiomycetes; Eurotiales; Aspergillaceae. The coding region runs from base 1 to 768 and encodes 255 amino acids.
AUGUCGCACCAGAUGUCCCACCUAGGUCCGAGGGCCUUCAACCAUGACCAGAGUCAAGACGCCGAGCAGGAAUACGAUCGGCUUCGUGAUCUGGCGCGGCAGGAAGCCUCAAAGCGAGGAUCAUGUUUCGAGCAGUCGAAAGAAGCAUACUCGAGCGGUGAUGGUGGACGUGCGAAACAGCUCUCGGAAGAGGGCAAGGCGCAUGGUCGCAAAAUGGAGGAAUACAACAAGCAGGCUUCGGAGUUCAUCUUCCGGGAGAACAAUGCCAAUGGACGUGUAGAAGCCGAUACAAUUGAUCUACACGGUCAAUUCGUCGAGGAGGCAGAGGAGAUAUUCGAAGAACGCGUGAAAUACGCCAAGGCGCAUGGCCAAAAUCACCUACAUGUGAUUGUCGGAAAGGGCAAUCACUCUGUCAACCACAUCCAGAAAAUCAAGCCUCGUGUUGAGCAAGUCUGCCAGGAACUGGGACUGCAAUACGCCACCGAGGACAAUGCUGGCCGUAUAUAUGUCAACCUUACUGGUGGAGAGGCUGUUAUGCCGCCUCAUUCUUCGCAUCAACAACCCUCGCACCAGAACUCUGGCCACCAGCAGCAAGGGCAGUACCCCGGCUACCAGCAGCAACCCCAGCAUCAGCAACCUCAGCAGCAGCAGCAUCAGCAGCAGCAACAACAACAACCACAGCAGCAGGACGAACUCGAGCAGGUCAUCAAUGCUGUUCUGCCCAGGGUCAUGCGCAAACUCGAAAAGGCUUGCUGUGUUGUCAUGUAA